UCAAAGUGCAAAACAAACUGCACUCUUUUCCCCCAGAAGAUUCAACUUCACUUCAUUGUAGAUGGCAAGGAAGAGCAAAAGUCUAUUGCAAAUGUGCAGAUUUCUUCUUGUGGUGAUUUUAUUUUUGCCAUCCAAGACAACAAGUUCUGUUUUAACUGUGAAUGGUAGAACUGAGAACUAUAUCCUGGAGACUCAACGUGACGUCGAAGAAUCUCUGGAAUGUGUUGUUCAUGACCACACUAGCGAUGAAGAACUCCUCUGGUACCGAGAAGAAGGGAGAGUGGAUUUGAAAUCUGGAAACAAAAUCAACUCUAGCUCUGUCUGUGUCUCUUCCAUCAGUGAAAAUGACAACGGAGUCAACUUUACCUGCAAGCUGCAGAGCGAUCAGACGGUGUCCAUCUCAGUGGUGCUGAAUGUCACUUAUCCUCCUCUCCUAAGUGGAGACAACUUCAAAACAGCUGAGGAAGACAGUGAUGUGAACUUGGUUUGCAAUGUGAAAUCCAACCCACAGGCUCAAAUGAUAUGGCACAAAAACAAUAGCAUCCUGAUAUUAGAGAAAGAUCACCACCAAAUCUACCAGACAAGUGAGUCUUUUCAGCUGUCAAUCAUCAAAGUCAAGAAAUCUGACCAUGGAACCUACAGUUGCAUUGCAAGUUCACCUCUGAAAAUGGAGACCAUGGAGUUUCAACUGGUUGUUAGAGAUAAAACUGUGCCUGUACCAAUAGAAGCCAUUAUUGCUGCAUGUGUUGUAGUCUUCCUGACGUUGUGCUUUGGACUUUUGGCACGAAGGGAAAGAAUAAUGAAGCUCUGCAUAAAGAAGAAAAACCCUGAUACAGAUACACCCCUAUGAGAAAGCUGGGAUGGCAUCUAAAUACAGGAAUGGUUUUACAUGAGGACCUCCUCAAUUUAUGUAGUUCCAUCUGUAUUUAUUGCUAUUAUUAAAUACACUCCUGUCAAAUUGUCAGAGGUUAUGAAGAAUUGUUUCAUUAAUCAUUUAACAGUAGUUGUUAUGACUAAUAUGAUAUGCUCAUGGAACAAUUUUUUUGGAGAGAGCUGUUUAAAAUCAAAAGUAAGAUUUUGUUAAGUCUUCUGCUUAAAGUAUAUGUUAAUUAUUGAGAUUUCUUCCAAAUAGGUUGGGAACCAUUUACUCUUUGUUUUAUAUUUUCCUAGGUAAGAGAUUAUCAGAUAAUUGGGUUUCACAAAUCAGUUCAAUACCAAAAAAAAAAAAUACUUGUUUUAAUUAAAGUGGGGAAACAACAGAGAGUGAUGAAUUUUCUAAGUUUCCAGGGAAGCACAAAAUAUCAAUUAUCACUUUCACUGUCAUUCUGUACAAAAAAAGGUCUUAGGACUAAAGAAAGAAAAAGGGAUAAAAUCUCAGAAUA
Heterocephalus glaber (naked mole-rat) is the source of this 1382-nucleotide messenger RNA. It is a transcript of the gene Tmigd1, whose product is annotated as transmembrane and immunoglobulin domain containing 1. Gene Ontology annotation, biological process: cell-cell adhesion. Lineage: Eukaryota; Metazoa; Chordata; Mammalia; Rodentia; Bathyergidae. The record is from RefSeq and is a predicted model, not a curated record. Gene Ontology annotation, cellular component: plasma membrane; cell-cell junction. Gene Ontology annotation, molecular function: cell adhesion molecule binding.